This is a messenger RNA of Rhipicephalus microplus (southern cattle tick), 3631 nucleotides long. RefSeq names its product DEP domain-containing protein 1A-like. NCBI's taxonomy places the organism in Eukaryota, Metazoa, Arthropoda, Arachnida, Ixodida, Ixodidae. Gene Ontology annotation, biological process: intracellular signal transduction. The record is from RefSeq and is a predicted model, not a curated record.
GUCGUUUUGUCCGUGCCGACACGAUGCACAACAUGUCCGUAUGGAGGUGAUCGCAGUGGCGAGGGUGCUUCUGGAAAUAUCGCGAUUUUGCGGAAAUAGGUGACCAUGAGUGACUCACGGGAUCGUCAGUACAGAGCUACGAGAUUGUGGAACAGUGUCAUCAGGUCCUUCCGCGAUGGCAUGCCCAAGGGUAAACACAGGCGGCACAUGAGGACGUUCGACAACUGUUUCGUGGCCAGCGAUGCCAUUUCGUGGCUCCACGAACACUUGCAGGAUGACCCCAACUUCGGACCCGCUGUCACCAGGCACCAGACGAUGCAGCUUCUGCAGAAGUUCUUGGAGAACAGGAUUAUAGAGGCCGUGAAAAGUGGCAAACCGAGGGUUAUUCAAGAUGACAAGCAGCUAUACAGGUUCACCGUCUAUUCCCCUGUCAAGACCCCACCUUCUGCGAAGUUCCCGCCAAAGGCUGGAAGCGGCCGGACACCUCUGUUGGCUCGAGAGAACAAGCCAAACUUUCCUCCCGAAGCUCACCGUGUGUCGGCCAAGGCCCUCGCUUUCCUAUUUGGAGCCAAGCAAGAUGCUAGCCGGCCACUAGCUACUGAAGUUGUCAAGGACCCAUCCGAGAGCUCUAAAGAACCAGGUGCCACUCUAGUGACUCGGGAGGAAAUGCAAGGCAUCUGGGAAUCGGUAGUUCUGGCCAGGCUAAGAUGCCUCGUCGGUGAGGAAGCCACUGAUGGAAGCUUGAACGGUUUCCGCAUUUCGGGAGCAGACAUUCUGCACAACAUGUACCGGCUUAGUCGCAACGGUGUUGUGAUUCUCCUGGAUAAGUCUGAUGACUUGCCGAAGUGGAUAAUCAACGCGAUGAAGUGUCUCAUCCACUGGCCUCGAGCGUCGGGUGCGGGAAGCUGCCUGCCCAAUUACCCAGGCUUCGAACUGGACGUGUUGAAGGUGGUCAGCGAAUUCUUCAGUGGCCUUGGAACUGCUUUGGUCCCUCAACCUAUCCUGAGGCUGUUCUACCACGCUUUUGGUCCACUUGUAGAAAGCUGCAAGGUCCCGGAGGAGCCACCAACUCCUGACGCAUCGGUCGAAAACCUUCUGCACAGCAUGUCGAUUUUAGCUCUGCCAGUCGAAGCGACGGCAAAGCCACAUCAAUUUACUAAGCCUAGUCUUCAACCGUCACUGUCCGGUCGACAUUUGGUUUAUCGCACUGCCUUUGAAUCGGCAGACCCCGUGACAGUCCUCAUCGAGUCGCAGGGCUCUGUAGAGCAUGCGUUCGCAUUGAGUGCCGAGACGGCCAGUACAAUAAGCUCAUGCAGCGGCGGCUUCACCCGACCAUUGUCACCGGCCUACAGUGACAUUUACAGCGACGUCUACAACCUGGCCUGCAGCGGCAGUGUUGGUGUGGCUGGCUUCAGCGGCGGCUUCGACACUGACAAGAAGCCCAUUGGAGUGCCGCGAAGCUCAUCCGCCGAAGAUCUGAAUGUUGCGAGGCACUUCACUCACGCGACGAUGUCGGCUCCAAAGGAGGCAUUGGUGCGGAGCACGGCGUCUGUGAACGUUGACGGAUUCUUGACAUUGAGGCAAAUCAAAAAAGAACGGGAGGCGAGGAGAGGCAACAUGCUAGUCGGGGAGGGGUACGUGAACCUAGGGUACGGAUCUAGUAGCAGCUUGACCAGUGACUGGCAGGUGGCAGUGCAGCGUUCUGCUGGAAGCGUGUCUUACACGACGGCGCCAACUCAAGUCAGUGUGGCAUCCUCUCGAGACGGUAGCUUCGUGUCGGCUAGUGACAGCGUGACGUGCCUACGCUAUGCUAGGUCGAAUCCGAGUUGCGAGAGCUUACCGGUCCUGGUGCACUCCACUCCGGCAGAGACAGGAAAGACUGCGGGGCCAUUCUACGCAAACAUCUCUUCAUUGCGGCCCAGAGAAAAUUCUGAAGACCUGCGGCGGGCAGUGAAGGUGAUGCAGGUGGCAUCGCUUCUUCUUCCGCCUUGCAGACGGCGAUACCUGCACCUUCUCCUGCGCUUCAUUUACAAGACGUCGCGGAACGAAGUGCUGACUCUAAUCCCCCAUCAUAGCAAUAUGAGUGUGUUGCUGAACACAUUUGCGUGCAUCCUGAUGAGCACUGAUGGCAGCUGCUUGGAAGCUACUCCCGACACAGCCCAGGAACUUCUCGCUUUCCUCGUGAAGCACUGCGACCGCAUCUUUGCUCCCCCCCGUGAACUUCACCUGGAGGUGGAGGCACGGCUCACCAUUCUGCGAAGGGAGCGGGCCAACAAGGCGACCACUUACUGCCAGCAGGUGACGCGCGAGCAGUUCGAGGCACAGAAGCGGACGCUGUCCGAGCAAGCCCUGAUGGACCUCUUCGACGACAUCCUCCGCGACCCGAGGAUAUCGGACAAGGAACGCAACACUAGGAUGAAGCAGUUUCGACAAAAUUAUCCUGACAUCUACAACAAGAAGACGUGUGAUGAGCCUGUUCCAGUUACAUUCAAGAGGAACAGCCGUUCAAGGGCCACCGUGAUUGGCUUGCUUAGAAGUCUGAGAUUGUGAUUUAACUUCAGAUCUUUAAAUCCUAUAUACUUGUGGCUCUGGAAUAUGAUCUGAAUUUAUGCACGGGUGCUUGAAGUAAUAACUUAAGUGAAUCGUUGUUUGUUUGAUUUUUAUCGCAUACAGUGCCAUUGAACUUGUGCAUUGCAAUACGAAGUUAUAGAAAGCUGAAAUUUCGGUUUAUGGAGUCUUGUGCUUGGACACAUAAAAUAGUCUCCGUAAGUGAGGACCAGUGCUUGCUAAAAGCUGGCUGGGACUGCGUGGAGCAUUUUUUCUUCUUUGUGAUGUAUGGAAAGUUAUCUAAAUUACAUGAGUUCACAACUGUGUUUCGUUCUUUGCAUGUUUAGUGUGUAAGCACGGAUGAAAUGGAUGGCUGACACUCAAGUAGCUGUGACGUUUUUUAAGUGCAACGAAAAUGGGUAUUGUCUUCAAUGUCUACUUCUCCGUACGUUUCCCACUACUGUAAAUGAUGUGUGUACGUGAGUCUCUGCUUUUCGAGAGCAUGGAGUGCUGGUCUAGUGUUGUCCUUGUCUUCAUCGCUGCAAUUCAAGGUGGUGUGAACUGCGAUGACAUUGCUUUUGAAACCACAGUAUUGCUGCUAUAUUUUACAUGACCGCUGCACACGUUCGCUGCGCAUAGUUAGCUCAGGGAUUUUGCAUGGGUUCUGAGAGAAAGAGUCAUUUUUACUUUGUGUUUUCAGUGCAAGGACUAUUCUGGUGGCCUUUCCCUGCCAAAGGUCUGUUGGAUGUGCCAUAUGCUCAAUGAACUACUUACAACUGAUGGCCAUGUAUCUUUCUUACAUCAUGUUAUUUAAAAGUAUUAACGCGAAACUCUGUGGUGCUACAAUAAAAAGCGAUAUGAGCUUUUUUUGCAAUUUCCUACAGUCACGGUCAACUACAUUUGCAUGUGAUCAUGCUACGAACACAGCACUAGUCGCAUAUGUACAAUAUUAGGUUUUAUUACAGAGCACUUUUAUCUGUCAUUAUUUGAUCAUUUUCAGUUGUACCUGCUUAGUUUGUUUUUUGCUGUUGUAUAGCACAUUGUAUUGCAAUACAAAUCAAAUAAAAUCAUCAUCACACUGCAU